This is a messenger RNA of Adineta ricciae, 666 nucleotides long. Lineage: Eukaryota; Metazoa; Rotifera; Eurotatoria; Adinetida; Adinetidae. The record is from the annotation of a GenBank genome assembly.
AUGAUUCAAACGUUACCUUGCAUUGCAUCAGCUAGUUUUCAAUCGCUUAAAAAGCAGAGCCUACCGGGAAUAGAUACAAUUAUGUGUCCACAAACAGGCCAGUUUAGUUUAAACGCUCUGAAAGUUGAAAUGAAUGAGCCACCUGCUAGUGUUCAGGACGCCGAACUGCUACUUUCAAUCCGUUCCACAACAGAAAAACCAAGGAAACUUCAUCCAAAAUUUCGACCGUAUAUUGGUGAACCAAUACAAACGCCAGCGCCAACCUUCGACAGUUUAGCAUGCGUCAAACGAUCACACUCACUAUCGUCAUCGCCAUCGGAUGAAUGCUCCUCUGAACCCUCCUCAACUCCUUGUACAUCGCCAUUUUCAUCAUCAAUUGACGAUAGUCAAUCAACUUUAGCAUCAACAAAUUCAAAAUCACAGUAUCAUGUUCUCUAUGUUCACGUAAAUGGUGAAUACGUUCCUGUUGCCCAAACAGCGUUUCUCGUUCCACCAUCAUCAUCCAACGGUGAUUUAUUAAUAUCCAAGCCAACACCGAUUCGCAAGAAAAAUCACAAAUGUACAUAUCCUGGUUGUACGAAGUCAUAUUUCAAAUCCUCGCAUCUCAAAGCCCAUAUUCGUUUACACACCGGUAAAUUUCAUUUGCAUGUUCCCUCAGUAAUGUAG